AUUCUUUUAUCAUUAUCGAUCAUCAUCUUAUACAAAAAACGCACAAGGGAACGGAACAGAGAAGAGAAGGAAGAAUGUCGUCUCGCACUUCUACUUCGCUGUUUGGCGUAAUCGGUGCCGGUGCCGAUGACGAUCAAGAUGUGAGCAGGGAUGACAACCCUCGUGUGUUCUUGGAUAUAUCCAUCAAUGGAGGUCGCCCUGAAAGAAUGAUAAUUGAGCUUUUUGCUAAUAUCGUUCCUAAAACCGCUGAGAAUUUUCGACUACUCUGCACAGGGACUAAGGGGAUCGGACCACAUACCAAGAAACCAUUGCACUACAAAGGAACUGUAUUCCAAAAUAUUCAUCCACGCCUUUUGGCUGAAGGAGGUGAUCUCCUUGGGAAAAUAGAUGGCACAGGUGGGGAAAGCAUCUACGGAAAACAUUUCAAAGAUGAGAGUUUUCAACUGCGUCAUUCUGAGCCUGGCAUGCUAUCUAUGGGAAAUAAAGGCCCAGAUACAAAUGGAUCUCGGUUCUUUAUAAGCUUCAGGCCUAUAAGCAUGCUUGAUGGUUUCAAUGUUGUUUUCGGUAAGGUUAUAGAAGGAACAUCAACUAUCCGUCGUAUUGAACAGCUAGGAACACCUGGGCAGGUUAAAAUUACAGACUGUGGUGAAGCUUUUGAAGAUAAAGGCAUAAGGAAUAUAUAUUGGGUGAAACCUAGUUCUUCUGAAGAGCCAGUAAAAGAACAGGAGAAACAAAGCGGGUACCCGCAAUCAGAAGCUGGUGAUGAAACUUCUCAAGGCAAAACGAUCAAUCUCAUGGAUGAGCCUGACCAAGGCAUAAUGAACAAGUCUUUGAAGAGAGCUGGUUCUUCUGAUGAGCAACUAAACGAAGGGGUGAAACGAAGCAGGUACUCGUCAUCAGAAGGGCUGUUACAAGUUACAGACGGUGGUGCUGCAAUUUCUGAAAUUCAAAAGAACAAUGGGAUGGAGUCUUAUCAAGACAGACAGCAGAUUGGGGAUGAUACCAUUAUGGACAUCAGGCAGCAGCAGCAGCUUGAUUGGGCGAUUGCAUCCGUUCGCAAGAUUGCCCGGGUGGUGGGUGUUUACUUACCGGAUUAUCCAUCACCCCAUCCGUAGAUUGAUUAGUAGCUGGUUGGGAUCCUGAGCAUUGACUUGUACUUAUGUAUGCAUAGUUUGGUUGGUUGUGGUUGUGAAGUAUGCUUUACAUUGUAUGCUUUUAUGGUAUUUUCUUUCAAGUAUGAUGGAUGAUAUGAAAUUUGAACUA
Molecule: messenger RNA, 1263 nt
Organism: Helianthus annuus (common sunflower)
Lineage: Eukaryota; Viridiplantae; Streptophyta; Magnoliopsida; Asterales; Asteraceae
Product: peptidyl-prolyl cis-trans isomerase CYP20-1
Exons: 11
Coding region: 75-1115 (346 amino acids)
Biological process (GO): protein peptidyl-prolyl isomerization
Molecular function (GO): peptidyl-prolyl cis-trans isomerase activity
Source: RefSeq, a predicted model, not a curated record